GCUUCCCAGUGCCCAGACCCGGUGCCGCGCACCCCUCGCGCCCCACCCCGGGGAGGGCAGAGGCGCUGAGGCAAUCCGACGGGCACGGCCAACCUUGCCCGUUAUGUUUGUCCUCCACCCCGAACGGGCUCUGUCUGAGGCUACGCCCCGGGGAGCCCCCGCGGGACCAGGGGAGGUGUGGCACAGGAGGACGCGCUCCUGCGCGGCCUUGGAAACCUCCCAGGAGGGUGUGACCACACCGGACCAGGACGGGCUGGGCCCCACGUGGCCAGGGGAGGCCAGGUGCAAAAGCUCGCCGCGGAAAGGAACGCGCGGCCCGCCGUGGAUGGCGGUAGCUCGGGGGGCCUGGGGUGCGCGCGGCGGACGGAGGCCCUGCUCCCGCCCUUCCUCGCGGCUCCUCUCUCUCCCGCAGUUCUUGAUGACCACCAACUCCCUGAGCACGUGCUGCGAAUCGGGGGCCCGCACGCUGGCCGACUCGGGGCCGGCUGCCUCGGCCCAGGCGCCCGUCUACUGCCCGGUCUACGAGAGCCGGCUGCUGGCCACCGCGCGCCACGAGCUCAACUCAGCCGCGGCGCUGGGCGUCUACGGGAGCCCCUAUGGCAGCUCGCAGGGCUACAGCAACUACGUGACCUACGGAUCCGAGGCGUCUGCCUUCUACUCGCUGAACAGCUUCGACUCCAAGGACGCCCCUGGAUCUGCGCAUGCGGGCCUUGCGCCGGCUGCCGCCGCCGCCUACUACCCCUACGAGCCAGCGCUGGGCCAGUACCCCUACGACAGGUACGGGACCAUGGACAGCGGCACUCGGCGCAAGAACGCCACGCGGGAGACCACGAGCACGCUCAAGGCCUGGCUGCAGGAGCACCGCAAGAACCCCUACCCCACCAAGGGCGAGAAGAUCAUGCUGGCCAUCGUCACCAAGAUGACCCUCACGCAGGUGUCCACCUGGUUCGCCAACGCGCGCCGGCGCCUCAAGAAGGAGAACAAGAUGACGUGGCCGCCCAGGAACAAGUGUGCCGACGAGAAGCGGCCCUACCCAGAGGGCGAGGAGGAAGAGGGGGGCGAGGAGGAAGCCCGGGAGCGGCCCCUUAAGAGCGCCAAGGGGGAAGAGCCGAUCGGCAAAGAGAAGGAUCUGGAGCUGAGCGACUUGGAGGACUUCGACGCCCUGGAGGGGGAACCCCCAGAGUGCGAGCUGAAGCCGCCUUUCCAGUCCCUGGACGGAGGCCUGGAUCGCGUGCCCGCCGCGCCAGAGGGCCCCCGCGCCCCGGGGAAGGAGGCUUCCGGCGCCCUCCGGAUGCCCCUGGCUGCCGGAGGCGGGGCCGCUCUGGACCAGGACCUGGAGAGGGCCCGGAGCUGCCUCCGGAGCGUGGCCUCUGGGCCGGAGCAGCAGCCCGGCGCGGCGGGCGGCCCCCAGGCCUGCGAGGCCAAGCUGGGCUUUGCUCCAGCUGGGGCGUCGGCGGGCCUCGAGGCCAAACCACGCAUCUGGUCUCUGGCGCACACGGCCACUGCGGCCGCCGCCACCGCCCUCAGCCAGACUGAGUUUCCCUCGUGCAUGCUCAAGCGCCAAGGCCCCGCCGGCCCUGGGGUGGCCUCCUCCUCGGCGCCUGCCUCCUCCUCGCCUACGGCUCCGGCCCCGGCCCCGGCCCCCGCCGCUGUCCUGGACAGGCACCAGGACUCCCCGGUAACCAGUCUCAGAAACUGGGUGGACGGGGUCUUCCACGACCCCAUCCUCAGGCACAGCACUUUAAACCCGGCCUGGGCCACCGCCAAGGGCACCCUGCUGGACCCGGGGCCGCUGGGCCGCUCGCUGGGGGCGGAGGCCAAUGUGCUGACCACGCCCCUGGCGCGCCCAUUCCCGCCCGCCGCGCCCCUCGACGGCCCCGCUGCGGGCGGGGCCAAGGAGCUGCUGGCGGUGCCCAAGGCCGGCGCCAAGCCCUUCUGCGCCUAACUGGUUGCGGGCAGGAGCGGGAGAGCCUGCGCUCAGGCCGCAAGCUUGAAAGUGGCCACCCUUCUACCGAGUUUCCAAAGCGAGCAAGACAGCGGCCAAGCUCGGGCCGCCAACCCACCCUAGAGGGAGGAUCUGAACUCGGCCUCCUGGGGCCACGGACAAGCCCCCGGAGCACCUGGACAAGAGAAGCCGGGCCAUCCCAAGCUAGCUCACUCGGGGAGGGGACCGGCAGGAUGGGGCUGCUGUCAGAGCAGCCAGCCGGAAACACCCUGAAGCAUAAAGUUUACGUCCAAAAGUUUACAUGGGGAAGACGUUUCAGUUCGAGGCCUGAUUGUUCCGCUGUCUCCUUUGGGGUUUGAGGCAUGCCACGAUUCCUUGUGAAGACUCCUCAGCCUGUACACCUUCUGAUUUCAUCCUCAGCACAUCAUUUUCACCAGUAGCACUUCCACCGAGUUUACACCAUUGCACACUCUUAACUCGAUAAAAUUGUUUUUUUUUUAAUGUAUGUUCACACCAAUAAUUGCCUGCUUCAGAGGCUAAUAUAACAAAACCAAUAAAACCGAGUGAUGGUGUUUGCAUUGCGAAAUGAA
Molecule: messenger RNA, 2535 nt
Organism: Phacochoerus africanus (Common warthog)
Lineage: Eukaryota; Metazoa; Chordata; Mammalia; Artiodactyla; Suidae
Gene: IRX4
Product: iroquois homeobox 4
Exons: 4
Coding region: 104-1945 (613 amino acids)
Biological process (GO): cell development; regulation of transcription by RNA polymerase II; neuron differentiation
Cellular component (GO): nucleus
Molecular function (GO): RNA polymerase II cis-regulatory region sequence-specific DNA binding; DNA-binding transcription factor activity, RNA polymerase II-specific
Source: RefSeq, a predicted model, not a curated record